Molecule: messenger RNA, 3694 nt
Organism: Colletotrichum truncatum
Lineage: Eukaryota; Fungi; Ascomycota; Sordariomycetes; Glomerellales; Glomerellaceae
Product: MIT domain-containing protein
Source: RefSeq, a predicted model, not a curated record
UACUGGCACGCUCUCACGAAAGACCCCGUCACCACUCCCUCGAAACUCGUCGCUUCGUCCACCCCCGCAAUCUGCACCAUUACCACUCUCGACGACCCAGGACAAUAUUUUGCAUACAGAUAUUGCUACCACCAUUCCCGCACCCCAAACCUAUCCCUUGUCACUGCAGAGGCCGAGGACCUCACACUCGCGAUCUAGCAGUGCUGGCUUGUCGACUGAGGGGAUCAGGAAUCUCAAUCGUUGGUCAGCGUCUACGAUAUCUAGUCGAGCAUCUGGUUCCAACCAACGUGUAUCUUUUAGCUCUCAUGCGCGCCGCUUGAGUGCGGAUGCCGUUGGCUCACUUGUCACAUCGAAACAGUUGUCCGAGAGACAUUCGAGAAAUCGCCGGCGAUCCAAUUCCAGCGAGGCUUCUAGGGGCCUCUUCAGCAGUGGAAGUAAAUUGCGUAGCUCCCCUUCCCCAGGGCCUCAUCGGGCCGGCAAUUUGUCGACAGUCUUUGCGCCGCAUCCAUUGAACUAUAUUUCUGCAACUGAAUCGACGGCCUUCACAGACGGCCAGAGCGAACUGUUGGGUGCAUCUCACGCGCUCAGCAGUGGCCGCAUUAUCGAACAGUACCAUUUCUGGGAUGCAUUCUCCGGCCCUGGCCGGAGAGGAUCAGUUGAACCAGGCUCGCAGCAGUCGCCUCGUGCAAUGAUGCCUUCUGACCGCAAUGGAGGGUCCUACGACAUGAGGGGCCAUUCACGCCACCGCUCACAAGCCGCGAAAGGCAGUACCGACACCACGACGUCGUCACGGGGUCGAGAUAGAGGUAACAAGCCGCCCUCCCAAAAGGCAAUGCUGUCAAGAGCUCUUCAGAAAGCAAACACCGCGGUCCAGCUGGACAAUGCGCAAAACUUUGAAGGUGCUAGGCAGGCCUAUGCCGAGGCAUGCGAGUUACUGCAUCAAGUACUAGCAAGGACAUCGACGGAGGAAGACAGAAGAAAACUUGAGGCAAUUCGCCGCACGUAUACCAGUCGAAUCGAGGAACUGGACCAAAUGGCUCCUGUACAAGCGCAGGAGGGAAAGGCUCUUCCGGCAAGACCUGAAAGUUUAGGUCUGCGGCUGAAUCCUAGUCUGCACUUUGACAAUGAUUAUGAUGAGUUUGAGGCAUCAAGCGGCCUAGAGACUGCAGCCUUGACCAGGAUCCUCAGAGAUGAUAAUCGGGGCUUGCCCGGCCAAGCUGGCUCAAGCUCAUCGAUAUCACGGAAGCAGGAGUUGAGCGAGCCAACCAAGAUCACCUCUGGAAGGACCCCUGAGCAAUAUCCACUGCAAUCCUCCUUCUCUCGUUCGCCUCUUCGGGAGCGCAACUCAGACGACAAUCUCAUUUUUCAACUACCCCAAGAUGACGGCUACCUACCCCCGCCGCUCUCACCUCGUAGACCGAUUUCUCCCAGUCUUGACGGACAAAACAGCCCUGAUGGACCUGUCAGAUCUGAUUUCUCCGUUUCUAUUGCGAGACAGAGUCCUAAACAUGUCCGAGACUCCAGCCGCGAGUCCAAUUCCUGGCUGGACCCUAUUGAUGAAUCAGGUGGCUCGGCGACAUCGUCCGCUCACUCCCGGUCAUCCUCCAUGAACGUGCGGCGGAAACAUAUCCGCGCACCAAGUGGUGCUACUGAGGCUGAAUUCGACGCCGCAUUAGACGCAGCGGUUGAAGCAGCCUACGAUGAUGGUUACGAACCCAUGGGCUUUUCAGACCCAGAACCGUACAACUCGGACGACCAGGUUGUUGCUGAGGCUUUACGGAAGGUAGAGCUGGCCAAAGAGCGCGUCCGACAAACAGAAAGAGAGGUUUUUGAGCAAUCUCACGGGCGCGACCGAACAUCUCAAGUACGACAGCAGUACGGAGAAGACGACUUGCAUGAAGAUUUUUAUGAUGACGGAUCCUCCGAUGAAGAAGAGCGCAUCUUGGAAGAAAUGACUCGCGGCUAUUCCAUCGAUGAUUUCUCAUUUAACCAGGCAUCUCGUCAAGCCGCAGUUCGUCAUUCUGGCUCCAGUGAAUUUGUCCAGCCUUCCUGGCAGGCGUCUGCGAUGUCCGCCAACCCAACUGGCGGCGAAGCAUCCUUAUCACCGGCAGAUGCUGUUCCUAGUUCCAAUUUCCCCCGUGCUGGAAGCCCAAUCGCGCCUCCUCCGGUUCAAUCUCUACCCGAGUUACCCAUUAAGUCCUCUUUUUCAGGAACGGCAGCUGGGCCCGGCCAAACUGUGCGGAAUAGACGAAUGUCAGGCCAAAACCCUAAGCAGCUUAAGAUCGAAACCACGAAGCUUUCGAAGUUCAGUGAUCCCACUCGACAAUAUAGUGUUACCCAAGCCAAUGACAAUGGUCAAAUGGUGGAUUUUGAGCCCCAAGAUUCUAGUGUUCCUACGAAUAUGAAUGGAACAAUGGGAAGACCGUACUCGCCUCUGGAAGGGAUCAGUCCAACCCAGCCGGUGCCUCCAACCCCGCCAUUUAGUCAUGCCCCAAACCGGGAUAGCGAAGACUUCACAGGUAGCCACUCGGGUUCUCCGUCUUUCCGUCCUCCUUUGAGAAAGAACUUCUCGUCUUCAAGUCUGCGAAGUAUGAAAACUCGGAAUAUGUCGCUGUCGAAUCUAGAUGAUGCCUCGGACAUGUCACCGGGUACCCCACUGAGCACCGGGUUUGGGCUUAACGGAAGGCAUCCAGCAAUGCCGACACUUCCGACACCUUUAGCUGCAGCAUUCAGGGACAAAUUCAGAUCAGGUUCCGCUGCUGGCCUCUAUCUGUUUGAUGAUACCCUUUAUUCCCCACAAAGUCCGGGCUCGCCGAAUCCGCUUCAAGUAGAGGCACCAGCACCUCUAGAACCUUGCCCAACAGACUACUUGUUGAGGCCUUUUUGGCUUAUGCGAUGCCUAUACCAAACACUUGCUCAUCCCCGAGGGGGCUAUUUAAGCAACAAACUCUUCGUUCCUCGUGAUGUGUGGAAGGUGAAAGGUGUGAAGAUUCGGAACGUUGAGGAUAAAGUGGCGACGUGCGACUAUCUUACCGCAGCGCUUCUUAAGUUGGCCAAAGUGGAUACUUGCGAUGCCGAUGCUGUCCUCGAAGAAAUGCAGUCGCUGGAGAAUAUCUUGGAGCAGGUCCAGGCUGGCCUGACCCGGAAGUUGGGGACAGAUGUUGGAGUACAGAGUUCAGCUAUAAUCUUUCGAGAUGCCUCGAACUCUGCGGAGAUUGAAGCAGCAAUCAGUGUUCCACGCUCUGCGAGCGUGUCAGGAAAAUCAUCCUUCUCGUGGCGAAGGCUGAGAUCCAAGGGCUCAGCUGCAGGCCUAAAUAACUCCUUCAACGCAAAGAGCAAUGGGCUGGACAGCGGCAAGGAAUCGCCGGGCUUGGAGACAUUGCCGAUGACGGAUCAUCCAACUAGUCGCCCGACGAAACGCGACUUGAGCAACACACAAUUCACUGGGCCGAAUGCGAACUACAUGGGAUCACUAGCCCGCUUGUUUGACGCCGCCCAGGCUAUUGAUCAAAUCGCUCGUCAAGUGGAGGAUCCCGGACUCCGGCACGCAGACAAAACGCAAGUCGGUCUGGAGCUUUGUACCCGACACGCUGCAGAGUUUUUUGGCUUCUUCAUCUGUCGAUUUGUUCUGUCCGAUCUCAGCGCAUUGUUGGACAAGUUUAUCAAAAGGGGUAGCGAGUGGGUUCUCGCAUGA